ACUUUUUUUGAGCAAUGUGGUUUUGGUGCUUUUUUUUUGUUGUUGUUGCUUUUUUUAUGUAUGUUGCAUUACUUUUAAAGUUUUGAAAUUAUUUAAACAAAGGGUAAAUGUUUAUUGAAUACAUUUUGUGAUGACUAUGUAAAGGCGCAUUUGGAAAAUAAAUACGAAUUAAAUUUUUUGAGGUGGUGAUGGACCAAAAUGAAUAGAAAUAUUGGCGAUCAUCCUAUCUACCAUAAGUUUCAGGACGAAGAAUCACUUAAAACAAGUAUGUCAAUAAAUUCUAUGAAACUAUUAAACGCUGGGAUCAGCAGCAAAGAACAUUUUCAUAUGACCUUUAAGGAUUUGAACGUUACCGUAAACGGAAAAAACAUAUUACACAAUGUAUCUGGUGAAAUAUUGCCUGGUGAAGUUUUGGCGAUUAUGGGACCAUCAGGAGCUGGAAAGUCUACACUUUUGAACUUGCUUGUUGGAAGAAAAACAAAAGGAAUCUUUUUAAACAGUGGUUCAAUUGAAAUAAAUGGGAAAAGUGCCUCCAAAUUACUCCGAAGAAAAAUUGGAUACGUUAUGCAAGAAGACAUAUUCUUUAGUCAUCUUACUGUGCGGCAGUCUUUAGAGUUUAUUGGCAAAAUCAGACUUCCAGAGGACAUGAAGUGGAGUCAAAAGAAAGCUCUAGUUGACAUCGUAAUUGAAAACCUUGGACUUUCGAAAUGCGAAAACACAGAGAUGGGUGGUGGGCUUUUUGCACGUGGUUGUUCAGGAGGUGAGAAAAAGCGUUGUAGCAUUGGAGUUGAACUUAUCAGCAAUCCUGCUUGCAUAGUUAUGGAUGAGCCAACUACAGGAUUAGAUUCCUCAUCAGCUUUCAGUCUUAUAAAUACACUUAAAGCUCUUGCAAAGCAGCAAAAUAGAGCAAUAUGUAUGACUAUUCACCAGCCUUCUAGUCAAGUGUUUCAUAUGUUCGAUAAACUGUUGCUAUUGUGUAAUGGAAAGGUUGCAUUUUAUGGAAAAACUUCAGAGGUUUUAUUGUUUUUUGAGUCAAUUGGAAUGCCGUCCCAUUUGAACUGGAAUCCUGCAGAUUUUUUAAUGGAGCAGCUAUCAACAGACAAAGAUCUUCAGAACAAAGUUGUGCAAUCUUUUGAAAAUUAUAAAAGAGAAAAUUUGAAAAAAGAUGAGGAAAAUUAUAGUAAGCCAGAGGAGGAAGAUCACCCUGAUUCAUACAUUAAUUUUGUUGCAGAAAUCAAUGAGGAUACUGAUCACAAUAAAAAAACUAUAGAUGGAAAUAAAGAUUUAAAGAAUUCAGAUGAAUCUCUUUCAAGUAAAAAAUGGCCAUCAGGUUUCUGUACUCAAGUUACUGCAUUAUGUCAACGCUCUUUUAUUGAAGCUAAAAGUGAAAUAUGGGAUAAGUUAAGCUUUAUUCAGGUUAUUUUUGUAGCAAUUAUUGCAGGCUUAGUAUGGUUUAAUACACCUUAUACAGAAGCAUCGAUAUCUGAUAGACAAGGAGUGAUAUUUUUUGCUUUGAUGUAUAUAUUUAUGCGUCAAAUGAUGCAUUCUAUUAUGACAUUUCCUGCAGAAAAUAAAGUUAUUGCAAAAGAACGUUCGUCUGGUAUGUAUUGUCUUUCUGCAUACUUCACUGCAAAAAACAUAGUUGACCUUCCAAUUAUGCUAAUACCACAAGUUAUCUUGUACACAACAAUUUAUUGGUCUGCUGGACUCAAUCGCUCUCCUGUGUUUUUGCUUGGAAUAUUUACAGUUAUUUUGACAACAGCACUUUCACAGUCAGUUGGACUUGUAAUAGGUGGUAGUAUAAAAGAUUUCAAGAAAACUUUGGUUGUUGCAGUUAUUUUCAACUUGAGUAACCUUUUACUAGGAGGUUUCUAUAACAAGCGGCUUCCACCAUGGUUAAUAUGGAGUAAAUAUAUAUCAACUUACACCUACAUUUAUAACAUCUUUUUGAGAAUUGAGUUUGAAUAUGCUAAGGAAGAGUUUAAAUGUUCUACGAUUUCAGAAUUUCGCGAAUGUCGUAAUAGUAACAGAACGCACAUCACUGGGCCCGAGUUAAUGGCUUAUUUAAAACCAAUCGAUCUUGAUAUUAUGCAGAGUGUUUUUGUAAUAGUUGGUUUGUCCAUUUUUUUGAGGAUGUUAUUUUAUUUAGUACUAAAGUAUUUAAACAAAGCUAAAUAAAAUAAUCAUUUUAGUGAA
This is a messenger RNA of Hydra vulgaris (swiftwater hydra), 2196 nucleotides long. RefSeq lists its product as uncharacterized. Gene Ontology annotation, biological process: transmembrane transport. Gene Ontology annotation, molecular function: ABC-type transporter activity; ATP hydrolysis activity; ATP binding. Gene Ontology annotation, cellular component: membrane. Lineage: Eukaryota; Metazoa; Cnidaria; Hydrozoa; Anthoathecata; Hydridae. The record is from RefSeq and is a predicted model, not a curated record.